AUGGCCUUGUUCUACGACUACAAUGUGGCGGUGCCGGCCAACCUACGCCAGAUCUGCUCAGUCUGGGGAGAGCUGGACCCCGUGCUUGCCGUCGCAUUGGAGAAUCGAGAAAUCCAUUUUUUCACCGAUGAGGGCGAUAAGCAACAGGGACUGGAGAGCUACUCGCGUAGUGCCGAUAUCGUCACCAUGGCCUGGCAGCCUCGUGGUGGGGCACUUGCAGUAGGCUGGAGCGACGGUAUGGUGUCUCUAUGGGUGUUUAAUGAGCAGGCAGCGCGCGAGGUGAACUCCCCACACACAAGCCGCGUUUGCCUGUUGAAAUGGGCUCCAGCAGGCAACCGACUCAUGUCUGCGGACGAGAACGGAGUAUUCGCAGUCUGGAAAGUGGACAGUCGUUGCCAGCUCACGCUCAGCACGCAAUAUGCACGCCAAGGUAGCCUCACCCAUUGCGUAUUUGCCACUCGACCCACUCUGUCGAAGGACAGUAACACCAAACCCGACCACUUUGCUCAACAUUCCUGUCCGCAAUUCUUUUUCGGCGGUGCAGUGGGAUCUGUGCACUAUGCUGACGACCUGGGACAUAUCUCGGACAUUCAAGUUCUGAAUCAUGCGAUCGAGUCGAUGAUGUUUUACGAAGAACAGAACCGCCUGCUUGUCAUCACGCGGGCAGUGCAGCUUAUUGUGUACCAAAUAGGAGCGACGGAUGGCACGGUGAAGCCAAUAACUAAGGUCAAACUGAGUCUCGCGGGAGAAGGAUCUUUGCUUGAAAGCAAGUGGGCUAGUCCAGGGCUACUAGCUAUUGCGUCCGGCGAACCUUUAGUGCGCUUUUGGAACAUUCGCACGGAAGAGAACAGCGUCUUGAGCUUACCAAAGUCGAGUGGACUCAACUACAACGUCAACAAUUUGAGUUUCUCCCCACGAAGGCGUGUCCUCGUGGCUGGUACGGCUCAAGGAGCAGUGUUUUUCUGGCGCGCCACGUCCUUUAUUGACAGCAUUGCGCAGGGUAACGCUGACCCUGCGAAUGUUUCAUAUCGUUGGGACCUUCUGUUUACGGCCGAGGUGGGCCGAGCAGUCACACGUCUUGGAUGGAGCAAUGCACACCCUGCCUUAUACGCCAAUACUGUCGAAGGUGUCGUCAUUUUGCAUGAAGGCAACAUGCAGCGUGCACUCUGUGGAGAUACCGCAGUAAUUCAAGUACGACCCAAGACCCUUUCAAUUGAAAAAUUCCAAGAUGGAGUGCAGUCUGGCGUGACUAUCACGCAGUCGAUGCUAGAGGCAUCACUGCGUGUUAAGGGUAUUUCGCACGACGGGUCAACACUUGUGAUUUGGAACGGCUCGAAAGCAGAAGUGUACGAGAUGAAGGAUGGCGAUGCUAAGAUGAUCAACCAGUUCAAAUGUUUCUCCAGUUCUAUGGUGCUAAGAGGUGAAUCCAUCUACCGUGCGAAUGGGAACCACGUCGAAGUGUGCAAUCUUGCAGGAGUCGUAAAAAACACUAUCUCGUUCACAGAAGCAGAGGGCCGACCAGCGAUGCUGUCACUUCAAAAUAAGUUUCUCGCAGUGGGUACAGAUCGUGGUCUUCUGCGUGUGUUCGACGUGUCACGUCGUGAUCCAAAAGCUCUCGGAAGUAUGGGCAACCUCCCCGAAGCUUUUGAUGAAGAGACAAAAUGCACCGUGAUGCGCGCCAUUUGUGUCAACUCAGACGGCACACGUAUCUGCAUUUUAGCUGACCGAGUCGAAGGCGGCUUGUGCAUGCGAGAGCCGUCGAACAAGCUCUAUUUGUUCCAAACGGACCUCAAUAUCUACCAACAAUUCGACUUUGGAUCUUCACGAUACCCAGUUUCCGUCUUCUUUGACCCUCAAGAACCACGCUUGCUUGUUUGCGAGACGGUUAAGACUGGCAACGAUAACUUGUCGACCGCAGCAGGUGGCGUUAGUCGUCGGGACUUAAAUUCCGACGACGGACUCGGAGCCGGCGUUGCAGGUGGCAACCGAGGAAGCCAAGUCUCGGACAAGGAGAUCACGAUCAUUUUUGCGUCAAACGAGCACGGUCUUCUCAUGCAAGAUAGCUUCGAUCUUGAGCUAAAGUACACGGCGUUGCUCGGUAUUCAAGUUCCACGUGUGUAUUUCGUAGCGAAAGUGGACAGUAGCUCUUCGGAUGACUCCACUACUGUGGUGCACGUUGGUCGAACAAAGACCAACAAUCCAAUGACGAAAACCCCGACAGUCUACGAUACUGUAAGCUACUUGCGAACGCAGAUCAUGCGUGACUUCACAGGCCUGGACAAGGUCAAUAACGAGGCCAAGCAAGCUUUAAUCGACUUCUGCUACUUUAUGACGGUCGGCAAUAUGGACGAGGCUUAUCGCUCGGUAAAACUCAUUGAGAACCCGUCUGUUUGGGAGAAUAUGGCUCGCAUGUGUGUCAAGACAAAGCGCUUAGAUGUGGCUGAAGUUUGUCUUGGGAAUAUGGGUCAUGCUCGAGGUGCAGCUGCCGUGCAAGAAGCCAAGAAGGAACCGGAAGUUGAAGUGGCGAUUGCCAUGGUAGCGAUCCAACUGGGACUGCGUGAUGAUGCAGCGAGACUUUACCGCGAGUGUGGGCGUUACGACCUAGUUAAUAAACUAUACCAAGCAUGUGGAUACUGGAAAAAAGCAGUAGACGUAGCAACCAAACGCGAUCGUAUUCAUCUCAAGGCGACGUACCAUGCGCUUGCACGGCACUACGAAGAAAUGGGCGAUCUCAAGGAGGCCAUGGAGGCCUACGAAGAUGCUGGUACUCAUCAGAAAGACAUCCCACGAAUGCUAUUUAAGUUAGGGAAGGUCGAUCUUCUGCAGAAGUACGUUGCUACCUCUAGUAAUCGCGACCUAUUGAUCUGGUGGGCGCAAUUUCAAGAGAGUCAAGGUCAAUUCGAUGCGGCAGUGGAGAGUUACCAGCGUGCCAAGGACUAUCUGUCCAUUGUUCGCGUCUUGUGCUUCAAGAAGGACUUCCAGGCUGCUGCCAAAGUGGCACAGACAAGUGGGAAUCGCGCAGCAGCUUACCAUUUGGCCCGACAAUUUGAAGCACACAACGAGGUUUCCAACGCGAUCCACUUCUUCGCAAGUGGUGGCUGCUACAACCACGCGAUUCGUCUUGCCAAGGAGCACCGCAUGGAUGCUGAUCUCAUGGGCUUUGCCCUGAUGAGCAAACCAAACGACAUGCUUGACUGUGCUGCGUACUUUGAAGAACAGCGCGAAAUGGAGAAGGCAGUCCAGCUCUACCACAAAGGAGGCAAUGUGGCUAAAGCUCUGGACUUGUGCUUUCAAGCGCAACUUUUCGACGAGCUGCAUCACCUCACGGACGAACUUAGCGGCUCUGGCAAUACGUCGCCAGCGAUUCUCAAGAAAUGCGCAGACUUUUUCAUCGCGAAUGGACACUACGCUAAGGCUGUGCACUUGUGUUUGAUCGGAAACCGAUUGGCUGAGGCAUUGGACGUGUGCAUGCAGCAGGAUGUAAAGGUUACAGAUGAGAUGGCCGAGAAGAUGACUCCACCUAAAGGUGAUGGCAGCACGGCGCCUGCAGACAAAAAGAGACGCACGGAGUUACUUCUCAAGCUUGCCAAAUGUUGCAAACAACAAGGUUCAUAUCAUUUGGCAACGAAGAAAUACACCCAAGCUGGCAACAAACUCAAAGCUAUGAAGUGUCUACUCAAGUCGGGAGACACUGAAAAGGUUGUAUUCUUCGCCAAUGUGUCGCGCAAUGCUCAAAUAUUCGUUCUCGCGGCCAACUACUUGCAGAAUCUGGAUUGGCGCAAUGACACCGAGAUCCUUAAGAAUAUUGUGGUAUUCUACACCAAAGCUCGUGCGUUUGAGCAGCUAGCAGCGUUCUAUGCUGGCUGUGCUCAGGUUGAGAUUGAGGAGUAUCGCGACUAUGAGAAGGCAAUUUCGGCGUUGCAAGAAGCUGUACAGGUGGUGUCCAAGUCUCGUGCAGACGGCAAGGACGCACUGCUAAAGCGCUAUGAGAAACGCAUUCUACUUAUUGAACAAUUCACUGUGGCCCGUCAACAGGCUAAGCACAACCCGAAGGAGACGAUGGACAUGGUCACGAAAUUGCUGGAGGAGCCUGGAAUCGAGGAAGCUAUUCGUGUCGGUGACGGGUAUGCAAUGCUGGUUGAAGGGUAUUAUGAGGAAGGUGAGCUGAACAAGAGCUUAGAGACGAUGGAGGAGAUGAAGCGAAAGGGACUCACGCUCAAGUCGUACGUGGACCCUCGAGUUGUGGAGGCUGUUCAAGCGAAGCUAGGCGUUUCGCUGGGGGACGACAGGCGCCGUAGACCUUCACCAAGCGACUACAAGCAGGGGAGUUCCUCUAGCCGUCCUGACUCGCGUGAAGCCAAACCUGGUCAACCAACAAGUCGUCCUGUUUCGAGAGAGGCGCAUAGUAUCCGCCCAGGUUCUCGUGGGGCUGCAAUGAGUCGCCCCAACUCACGCGAGGACAAAAUGGGAGACGACGAGGUCGAAGACGAAAUGGAAGAAGACAUCGCUGAGGACGAGUAG
Phytophthora infestans T30-4 is the source of this 4521-nucleotide messenger RNA. Its product is annotated as Intraflagellar Transport Protein 140. The record is from RefSeq and is a predicted model, not a curated record. NCBI's taxonomy places the organism in Eukaryota, Oomycota, Peronosporomycetes, Peronosporales, Peronosporaceae. Gene Ontology annotation, molecular function: protein binding. Gene Ontology annotation, cellular component: intraciliary transport particle A; ciliary basal body; axoneme. The coding region runs from base 1 to 4521 and encodes 1506 amino acids. The transcript has 4 exons. Gene Ontology annotation, biological process: intraciliary retrograde transport.